Apaloderma vittatum (bar-tailed trogon) is the source of this 846-nucleotide messenger RNA. RefSeq names its product CMRF35-like molecule 7. Lineage: Eukaryota; Metazoa; Chordata; Aves; Trogoniformes; Trogonidae. Bases 1 to 846 code for a protein of 281 amino acids. Gene Ontology annotation, molecular function: transmembrane signaling receptor activity. Gene Ontology annotation, cellular component: plasma membrane. The record is from RefSeq and is a predicted model, not a curated record. The transcript is spliced from 6 exons.
AUGACCUCUGUCCUUGCAGGAUGCUGGGCUCUGCGAGGCCCCAAGGAGGUGAGUGGCUUCCCAGGGGACUCCAUGAAGGUACCCUGUGAGUAUGAGCCGGAGCUGGUGAACGCCAGUAAGUACUGGUGCAGGGGCAGCAGCUGGCUUACCUGCUCUAUCCUCGUUCAAACCAUGGCACCCGGGGAUGAGGCACGGGGGGACAGGGUCUCCCUGCAAGAUGACCCCGCUCGGCACAUGUUCGUGGUGACCAUGGACAACCUGAGAGUGGAGGAUGGGGAUUGGUACUGGUGUGGGAUCCAGGUAGCCGGGUAUGACCCCAUGGUCUCCGUCAUGGUUUCCGUUCUCUCAGUGCCUGAGACAACACACUACGACCUCUACACGACACAGGGACAAGAGGCCACAUCUGCUUCCACCUUCCCCUGGACUUCCCUGGAGAAGGAAAACACUGUGUCCACACCGAAAGUCAGAAGCUUGCAGUCUGACACCCCAAACCUGCUUGUCCUGAUCCUGACACCCUCUGGUGUGCUGGUUUUGGGCGUCAUCAUCUGCUGCAGGAUGAGAAGAGUGAUGUUGGAGAAGAGCAGAGCAGCCUGGGCCAUGGAGAGGACAAGGGCCAAGGACCUCCAGGUCACUGCAAGCUGGGAACGAGCAGCCACUUCCAACAAUAUCUACAAGAACAGGGAGCUGGAGCUCAGCUCACUUGAGGAUGACUAUGAGAACAGCCCGGCCAAGUGGCAGGGAAAGAGGCUGGGGCAGCUCCUGGGGUUCCCAGACUUUGAAAAGGGAGACAAAGGUUUGGUUUCCAGAGCUCCAGAAGAGCAGCCGAUCUACAUGAACAUGCUCUGA